AUGAUAUUUGAAGCUCAUCCCUUCCUCAAGUAUUUUAUCCGCACGCCUACAUAUCAUAGCCUUCACCACACGGACAUGCGAACUAAUUUUUGCCUCUUCAUGCCGAUGUACGAUAAGUUGUGGAAGACAAUGAACACCAAUUCUUGGGACCUUCAUAAAGAAAUAAGUUCAAGAACAACAAGCAGAGUACCGGAAUUCGUGUUCUUAGCACAUGUAGUCGAUGUGAUGUCAGCAUUGCAUGCCCCGUUCGUUUUUCGGACAUUCAACUCGACCCCUUUUGGCAUAAAGCCCUUCUUGUUCCCAAUGUGGCCCUUCACGUACUUAGUCACGCUUCUUAUGUGGGCAAAGUCUAAAACCUUCUUGUUCAGCUUUUACAACCUCAGGGGAAGACUGCACCAAACUUGGGUCGUCCCAAGGCUCGGUUUUCAGUACUUUUUGCCUUUUGCUAAAGAAGGCAUAAACAAUCAAAUAGAAGAUGCUAUCCUUAAAGCAGACAAACUCGGUGUCAAGGUUAUCAGCCUUGCUGCACUAAAUAAGAAUGAAGGCCUCAAUGGAGGAGGAGUUCUGUUUACUAACAAACAUCCGAACCUUAAAGUUCGCGUGGUCCACGGGAACACAUUAACGGCUGCUGUGAUAUUACACGAACUCCCUCGAGAUGUGGACGAGGUUUUCUUGACUGGGGCAACUUCGAAGCUCGGGAGGGCCAUUGCACUUUACCUUGCUCGACGCAAGAUCAGAGUUUUGAUGCUAACUUUAUCCACUGAGAGAUUUAGCAAGAUUCAGAAAGAAGCACCUGUUGACUGCCAACAGUAUUUAGUUCAAGUCACCAAGUAUCAAGCAGGUCAACACUGUAAGACGUGGAUAAUCGGCAAGUGGACGACACCAAGAGAGCAGUACUGGGCACCAUCAGGCACACAUUUCCACCAGUUUGUGGUCCCACCAAUCAUCCCAUUUAGAAGGGACUGCACUUAUGGCAAGUUAGCAGCAAUGAGGCUCCCGGACGAUGUUGAGGGGCUUGGAUCAUGCGAGGUAUAUGCGCCAUAA
This is a messenger RNA of Striga hermonthica, 1044 nucleotides long. NCBI's taxonomy places the organism in Eukaryota, Viridiplantae, Streptophyta, Magnoliopsida, Lamiales, Orobanchaceae. The record is from the annotation of a GenBank genome assembly.